Molecule: messenger RNA, 1101 nt
Organism: Trichoderma atroviride IMI 206040
Lineage: Eukaryota; Fungi; Ascomycota; Sordariomycetes; Hypocreales; Hypocreaceae
Source: RefSeq, a predicted model, not a curated record
AUGAUCCCCCGGCACUUGUUCCGGCGCAGCGGCAUCGUCCGUUUAUCGGACCAGGUCCCUCGCACGGGAAUCGUGCCGCUGCUGGCCUCUACUCGAUACGCUGCUCGAAGAAAUCGCCCAUACCAUCACGAUUCGGACGAGCGCCUGCGCAGCGCAAAGCCCCUCGUGUCCAAUGCCUUGGCGGGCAAGUUCACCAACGCAGGCACUGGUCGCAGCUCGCGCUCCCUCGUGGUCGUCACAGUGGCUGCUGCGAUGGCAUUCUACAUGUACAAUUCGCAGACGGUGCCAGUGACGGGCCGGAGGCGCUUCAACUUCCUGUCGGAUACGCUGGUUGCGCAGGCCUAUUCGAGAGCGGCUGAGGCGAUUGUCAGGCAGGUGGAGGAGCAGGGAGGGCAUUUCUUGUCAGACUGGGACCCGAGGACGAUUCUGGUCCAGAGGGUCAUGAAGCGGCUGAUUCCCGUCAGCGGGAUGGAGAAUCUAGACUGGGAAGUCCGAGUGAUUGCGGACAGUCGAACGGCCAACGCAUUCGUUAUCCCCGGCGGCAAAGUGUUUGUUCACAGCGGCAUCCUCAACGUUUGCCGCAGCGAAGAUGCCCUCGCGGCUGUCCUCGGUCACGAAAUCGCACACAACACGGCUUCCCACGCUGCAGAGCGACUCUCUGCCGCGUGGGUAGGCAACCUCACGGCCGGUAGUCUCUUCUUCCUUGCCGGGGCGCUGCCGGGCCUGGCACUGUUCGGCCUAUGGAACGUGAUUGGAGGAUACUAUCUGCAAGAUUUGCUAUUCUACCUACCCAUGGGCCGCAAGCAGGAGAGCGAGGCCGAUUAUAUUGGGCUGAUGAUGAUGGCAGAGGCCUGCUACGAUCCUCGACAGGCAGUUGGGUUCUGGCAAAGGAUGGAGACAAUACAGCGGCUGGGCGGGCACGAGGUUCCCGAGAUGCUUAGCACGCAUCCAUCGAACGAGCAUCGGAUCACCAAAAUCGAGCAGUGGCUGCCGGAGGCAAUGAAGAAGCGCAUGGAGAGCGACUGUAAAACGACGUCGGCGUUUGCAGACAGGUUUAGAGAGGCGUUGAGGAAGCGACGGCCAGUUGUGAUUGAGCUGUAG